This is a messenger RNA of Drosophila erecta, 783 nucleotides long. RefSeq lists its product as uncharacterized. Bases 1 to 741 code for a protein of 246 amino acids. The record is from RefSeq and is a predicted model, not a curated record. The transcript has a single exon. Lineage: Eukaryota; Metazoa; Arthropoda; Insecta; Diptera; Drosophilidae. Gene Ontology annotation, molecular function: protein binding.
AUGAUGGCUACGUUGCUUUUAGCAUUGCCCCUGCUGUUUACGCCCGCGGAUGCCGCUUUGGGCACGCAGGUGGCCAGCUAUGACCACAAACGGAUGCUUCUCCUGAUCGCGGACUUCAAUGGCACUGCAGCCGAGCAGCUCCUCCUGGCGGCAGCCACGUGGGGCAAGCUGAGGGCCGACUACCCCAGGGAUGUGGCCAAAAUCGAGGACCUGGAGGAGACGCUGAACCAUGUGGUGUGCCGCAAGCAGAGCAACGUGACAGUUCGCCACCACCUGCAGGGCUACCUCAUUCGCGAGCAGAUCCGCGAGCAUCUGCAGACUCUGAACAGCUCUGAUCUCUUCCAGCAAGCCUUGCAAUCCGAGGAUCACGAGCUGGGCAAGUGGCAGCUGGCCAUAGGACAGCAUUCCCGGAGACUCCACUGUCUGCUCAAGCCAGGCCAACUGAGCAGGCUCAUAGAAGCAGUGAUUCGACGCGUCUACACCCUGGAGGGAUCCACCAGGCUGGCCGCGCUGCUCUACCAGCUGUACCUCGGCAACCGGGAGUCCUAUGCUUCAAUGGUCGAGGCCGAGUUGAUGCUCUACGAGCGCUAUAAGAGUGGCGGGAAAAAUAGCCUGGAGUUCGGCGGAUACGUGGCCAAACUCUGGCAGAGCAUCCAAAUGGAGGAGUUCUAUCCUGGGCUGGACCAGCACACAAAACAACGACUUGUGGACGCAGUCAUAGACCUGCUAAGAUUCCUAUAGGCACAACCCAUUGAGCCACAAUUAUAUGCGAUUAUACCAGUA